Psilocybe cubensis is the source of this 897-nucleotide messenger RNA. RefSeq lists its product as uncharacterized. Gene Ontology annotation, cellular component: mitochondrial membrane. Gene Ontology annotation, molecular function: 1-acylglycerophosphocholine O-acyltransferase activity. The record is from RefSeq and is a predicted model, not a curated record. NCBI's taxonomy places the organism in Eukaryota, Fungi, Basidiomycota, Agaricomycetes, Agaricales, Agrocybaceae. The coding region runs from base 1 to 897 and encodes 298 amino acids. Gene Ontology annotation, biological process: inner mitochondrial membrane organization; cardiolipin acyl-chain remodeling. The transcript is spliced from 6 exons.
AUGUCCCCCGUCUUGUCCGCUGCGACAGUCACCACCGUCGGCCUCGCAUGCAAGGCUUUUCUUUCUUCAGGUCUCGCCUCAAUACAAGUCCAUGGUCUCCAUAUCCUCAAAGAUGCUCUCGAGGGCCCAGAUCGCGACUCCCGCCGUGGCAUACUGACCGUUUGCAACCACAUCUCAACGCUGGAUGAUCCUGUCACUUGGGGUGUCCUUCCUGUGCGCUACUAUCUGAGUUCCCGAACUACACGCUGGGCUCUAGGCGCUUCUGACAUCAUGUUUACGAAUCCGGUAUUUUCUACCUUCUUUUCGCUCGGACAGACUCUCGAAACUUUCCGUGGCAAAGGGAUCUAUCAGGAUGCGGUGGACACAGCUAUUCAAAAACUCAACGAAGGACAAUGGGUGCAUCUAUAUGGCGAAGGAAAAGUCAAUCAGCCCAAGGACUACCGUCGAGAUAAACUUGGGCGCGUCUGCAUCCAGCGAUUUAAAUGGGGCGUGGGCCGAAUCCUAAUGGAGACAGAAAUUCCUCCCAUCGUGAUCCCGAUGUGGAUAACAGGCUUCGACCAACUGAUGCCAGAAGGACGUCCUUUCCCAAACAAAUAUCUGCCACGGAUUGGUGCACGUAUGAGCGUCACAUUUGGCCAGCCUGUACCUACAGAAAAACUGGAGGAAGCCUUGGAUGUAUCGCCACGGGAUUCUGAUGUCAUUUCUUCUGCUACUGCGGGUUCCAAUGAGCAGCUCAAGGGAUGGCUAGGUGAGGCUGCGGCUUUGCGCAGUGAACAGGAACAAAUCUAUACAUCACUAGUGCGCCAAAAGGUUACCGCAAUAAUCCAUCGAGCCGUAGAAGAUUUAGGUCGAUCUAUCUUGCCACCACUUCUAAAGGAGCCCAUUUCAAUACAAUAG